CGAGCUAUUAUGUUUUCAUAAUUAAUUAGUUUGAGACUAAUUUUUCUCUAUUAUUAGAAGGUAAGAUUUAUGCUUUUGUGACAUCUUUAAAUAGAGGUUGUUUUGCCUACAGGUUAGAAAAAUUUUGAUCAACUAAAAACUCUUAAAUAGUGUUCAUUCUUGAAACUCUUUCUAUCCUUCUUAGUCUGUUUGCUGCGGAAUUGUGCUGUAUAGAAGGAAUUGUGUCUGCGCCUUCUGAAGCUGUGGUGGAUUGAACGGAAGGAAUGAACGCAGUGGGGUCAGAUUGCCUGAUUCCGGGAGAAGGAGAGGCAAAAGGCCUCGUUUCUGGAGAACGGAGAAAAGAAACUAGGUCGCAACCUUCAAUUUUCGAGGCGGAGGGUAGGAAUCGCCUCAAUAACUGGAGAUCGAAUUGCGGCGGCGUUUUGCUCGAGGAUCAUCGCGACGAGAUGGGAGGAAUUGACAACGAGCUUCCGGUGUCGCCGGUAGCUGGAGAUUCUGGUGCAGAAGGAGGAACAAGGCAGGGGAAUUACAGCGGUUUGGCCGGCGAAAUGGAGACGGAUUCGUCCUGUAUCGGGAAUCAGGCGCCGAAGGGACCGCAGCUGCAUUUCGCGUUGGAUAGCGGAGAGAUGGCUUACCGCGCGAGACCUGUUCUGAUUGUGAAGGAUAUCGGCGAGCCGGACGGCGGCCAGGCGGCGGGAAGCGGCGGAGAGGGACAGGGGAGGAUGCAACGCCGGACGGUGAUUCUGGCGGGAAUGUGCCACAGCAGGGUGCCGGUGGUUUGCCUUUACGAUUCGCUCCGUUUGCCAUUCGACUGAAACGCAGAGUUUCUUGUAACGCUGUGGUUGGUUGUCACAGUUUGACUUGUACAACAAGAAAGAAAGAUAGAUAAAUAAAUAAAUAAUACGAAAGAGGAGAAGAUCCCCAAUGAAUGAUACUUGAAAUC
Messenger RNA from Linum trigynum, 943 nucleotides. The record is from the annotation of a GenBank genome assembly. NCBI's taxonomy places the organism in Eukaryota, Viridiplantae, Streptophyta, Magnoliopsida, Malpighiales, Linaceae.